AUGUUUGUGACUGCUCGGCGGGAGGUAGCCGCGCAAAGCGGAGAAGUCACUGCUCCCAUCCCCGGCGCUGCUAGUGGCAUCUCCGCGCCGCGCCGCCCUCGAGCAACUUCGGAGUAGCCCAGAGGCAGCCCCGGGAUUUCGGCGGAGCCUAUAAGCUGCCCUAGUCACCUUUCCACUCUAGUGGAAUUGCCAUGUCGGUGAGCGUGAAUCUUACCGGCCCAGCUCCCUGGGGGUUCCGGAUUACAGGAGGAAGGGACUUCAGAAAACCCAUCAUAGUAUCUAAGGUGAUAGAGCAUGGCAAAGCAGCCCUAGGUGAUCUUCGACCUGGAGAUGUCAUAAUCUCUAUCAAUGGGGAGAGUACUUCUGAGAUGCUCAAUGUGGAGGCACAGAACAAGAUAAAGUACAGCUCUGGGCAGUUGCAGCUGCAGGUGGAUAGGUCACAGCAGUUUUCUCCUAGCCAGACCAACGGUGAAAGUUCCCCAGAGAUGUUGGCCAUACGAUUUCAGGAUGUGGUGAGAACCAAAGACAAUGGUCAGAACUCAGUAAGAUCUUCCUACUCAAGCACAGCUUCCAUCAGUCCACGGCCAAGCAGCCCCUACUGUCCUUCAUCUCCUGGGUAUCGACCUGGCAGCCCAUAUAGCCCAGUGAGAUCCAGCCUGUCCACCGAGGUCAGAGGGGAGCCUGUGAUGAACAGCCGCAGCUUCCAAUCGGUGGGGACUUCACUUGGGAUCUCUGAGCAGUCUCCACCACUUCAGGGGCAACAGGAUUCAGGCAGCAGACAGAUACAAGAACAAAGGAACUUCACCCGUUCCAGUGAAUCUCCAGUUACAGUUUUGCCUCCAUUAAAUGGCUCACCUUCUCCUGGAGGAUACUCAUUCUCCAACCCCUGGGAGAUCAGGAAGGAUCAGGAAAGAAGUCCAUCUUUCUAUAACCGCAGUUACAGCUUGGAUACCGAGCCAACUAUGCAUCGUCUGGAAGGAGACUCUGAGGUCUACAAGAUGAUGCAGGAAAACCGUGAAACAAGGGCUCCACCACGGCAAUCCAGCACCUUCCGCUUGCUCCAGGUGGCUCUGGAACAGGAUGAAAAAGAGGGCACUGCAAGCCAGUUUCCCAGCCAGCUGUCUCCCAGUUUGCACAAGCCAGUCAGCAGUUCUGUGGCAGGGAGUGCCCAAAAGCUGCAUAUAUGUGAGAAAUGCGACAGCAGCAUCACAAACCAGGCAGUGAAAAUCCAGGAGAACCGCUACCGCCACCCGUCUUGUUACGUUUGUAGCGACUGUGGGCUGAACCUGAAGAUGCGUGGCCAUUUCUGGGUGGGCGAAGAGAUGUACUGCGAGAAACACGCACGCCAGCGUUACCAGAGCCCAGCGGAGGGCGGCACGGUCCUGGCCGUCUAUUCCCAGUCUUAAGCGAUAGGGGAGCUCCUGGGGCUGAGCAGGAACCCCCUCAGCGAUGCCCCGCUGGAGGGUUCUGCCAAGCAUCUAGCAAAGCUGCUUCUCCCCAAUCACGAUUCAGCCCGUGAAGACAUCUGCAGGAAAGGACGCUUCCAGUGCAAGACCGCAACGAUAACCACCACCAUCACAACUCAGAAUGCCGUGCAGUGGAAGAGGAGCAGAGGGACCUUUGUGGGGUGGGGGGUGUCGAGGGAGGGAGAGGGCAUUCCUCAAGGCGACGGGCUUUCCUUUUCUUGUUUUUUAACUAGCUUGGGCAAGCUUGGGGCACCUUUCUUCAAGGCACAAAUGUUUGCCUAGCACAGGCAUGGACACAGUUGGCUCUCGGCAGCUUCAGGAAUGAUGGCUUGGCUUGAGGCCUUGGUUCCUGGACACACUCUGGAACGUAAUCGUCAUGCCUGUAUUAAUCCUGAUCUGUGGCCAGCAGCUCUUGGACGCAAGCGGCUCUUAAAUACUCCAUUUGGUGGCUGAAGCACCUCUGCCUCACCCCUGCUGCCAGCCUCCCCCUGCCCAUGGUGCAAAUCUAAGACUGAAAGGAAGUUAGAGUCUCCCUGAAGCGCCAGGUCCUGGAUGGCGUGGAUGCAACUCCAAAUGCUGACUCUCUCUCUGAAGCGUCUGUUAAGAUAUUAAGCCAGAUCUCUAUGUGAAAUAUAAUAUAUAUAUAUAUAUAUAUAAGGAUGGAUAAAACACUCACCCCA
Messenger RNA from Candoia aspera, 2146 nucleotides. It is a transcript of the gene PDLIM2, whose product is annotated as PDZ and LIM domain 2. NCBI's taxonomy places the organism in Eukaryota, Metazoa, Chordata, Lepidosauria, Squamata, Candoiidae. Gene Ontology annotation, cellular component: Z disc; adherens junction; filamentous actin. Gene Ontology annotation, biological process: actin cytoskeleton organization; muscle structure development; heart development. The coding region runs from base 192 to 1406 and encodes 404 amino acids. The record is from RefSeq and is a predicted model, not a curated record. The transcript has 10 exons. Gene Ontology annotation, molecular function: actin binding; muscle alpha-actinin binding.